Molecule: messenger RNA, 3497 nt
Organism: Hippocampus zosterae (dwarf seahorse)
Lineage: Eukaryota; Metazoa; Chordata; Actinopteri; Syngnathiformes; Syngnathidae
Product: dihydropyrimidinase-related protein 2-like
Exons: 14
Coding region: 308-2047 (579 amino acids)
Cellular component (GO): cytoplasm; cytosol
Molecular function (GO): hydrolase activity, acting on carbon-nitrogen (but not peptide) bonds, in cyclic amides
Source: RefSeq, a predicted model, not a curated record
UGGGGUAUUGCGCAUGCGCGUUGCGGUUGAGCCCCUUUCUUGAGGUUGUCUUCUGUGAUCCAUUCCUACAGAAUUCCAACAUUUUGAACGCUAUUCUCCAACUGUGGCUGUCAUUUUUAUUUUGUGCAUUAGAUAGGACUUUGCAAACGGCGCUGACCAUCGAUAGAAGUUGUCAGACAGGUACAAAUUGCCCUGGGCGUCGACUGUCCAUUGGGCAUCCAUUCAUCCUUUCACCGGCUGCUGAGCGUUCCAGUCUUACGAGCUAGCGUUAGCCGAGAGGCAGGUGACCACAGGAGCGAUACUCAAAAUGUCAGGUUACCAAGGAAAAAAGAACAUUCCUCGAAUCACCAGUGACCGACUCCUCGUAAAAGGAGCAAAGAUCGUGAAUGAUGAUCAGUCCUUCAUGGCUGAUAUCUACAUGGAGGACGGAGUCAUCAAGCAAAUCGGUGACAACCUAAUUGUCCCCGGGGGAGUUAAGAUUAUAGAGGCUCAUGGGAGAAUGGUGAUGCCUGGAGGCAUUGACGUGCACACCCGAUUCCAGAUGUCUGACCGCGGCAUGGUGGCAGCAGAUGACUUCUACCAGGGCACCAGGGCAGCUCUGGCGGGGGGCACCACCAUGAUCAUUGACCACGUGGUGCCGGACCCUGGCAUCGGCUUGGUUGCAGCUUUCAAGCAGUGGAGAGAAUUGGCUGGCAGCAAAUCCUGUUGUGACUACUCUCUCCAUGUGGACCUCACUGACUGGAAAAAAGGCACUCAAGAGGAGAUGGACACCUUGGUGAAGGAACAUGGUGUCAACUCUUUCCUGGUCUAUUUGGCUUAUAAGGAUGUUUUCCAACUUUCUGACUCUCAGAUUUAUGAGGUUUUCAGCGUUAUCAGAGACCUUGGUGCCAUCGCUCAAGUGCAUGCCGAGAAUGGCGACAUCAUUGCUGAGGAACAGCGACGCAUACUCGAGCUGGGUAUAACUGGCCCAGAAGGUCAUGUCCUUAGUCGCCCAGAAGAGGUGGAAGCAGAAGCAGUCAAUCGCUCCAUCACCAUAGCCAAUCAGACAAAUUGUCCAGUCUACAUCACCAAGGUGAUGAGCAAGAGUGCUGCAGAUGUCAUCGCUCUGGCCAGGAAAAAGGGUUCUGUGGUUUUCGGUGAGCCCAUCUCGGCCAGCUUGGGCACUGACGGCACCCAUUACUGGAGCAAGAACUGGGCCAAGGCUGCGACCUACGUCACCUCGCCACCACUCAGUCCUGAUCCAACCACCCCCGAUUACCUCAGCUCUCUGUUGUCAUGUGGGGACCUCCAGGUGACAGGUAGCGCUCACUGCACUUUCCAGACCUCCCAGCGUGCAGUAGGCAAAGAUAAUUUCACUUUAAUCCCAGAGGGCACCAAUGGCACUGAAGAGAGGAUGUCCCUAAUCUGGGACAAAUGUGUGGUGACUGGUAAAAUGGAUGAGAAUCAGUUUGUGGCAGUGACCAGCACAAACGCGGCCAAGAUCUUCAACCUCUUUCCUCGCAAGGGCCGCAUUGCUGUGGGCUCUGACGCUGACCUUGUCUUGUGGGACCCGGAUGUCACCAAGAUCAUCUCAGCCAAGAACCACAACUUGGCUGUAGAGUACAACAUCUUUGAGGGAACAGAGGUGCGCGGAGGUCCUCUGGUGGUGAUCAGCCAAGGUAAAGUUGUGCUGGAAGACGGCAGCCUUCACACGACAGAGGGCUGUGGGCGCUACAUCAGCCGGAAAGCCUUUCCAGACCACGUGUACAAGAAGAUAAAGGCUCGCAGCAGGUUGACAGAGUUGCGCGGAGUCCCUCGGGGCCAGUAUGAUGGGCCGGUGUGUGAGGUGAUCCUUACUCCCAAGGUUCUGUCCUCAGUGUCUGCAGUGAAGACCUCUCCUACCAAGCAGCAACAGCAGCAACAAUUUAUUCAGCAGCCAGUGCGCAACCUUCACCAGUCUGGCUUCAGUCUGUCAGGUGCCCAAAUUGACGACAACGUUCCACGCCGUAACACCCAACGUAUCGUGGCUCCCCCUGGAGGAAAAGCCAACAUCACCAGCCUCGGCUAAGCUGUUUUAGAACUGCACCAUGUGGUGCAGGGAGGCAUGGUACUGGCGGCCCGUCACUACUUGCUUGCCAUGCACAACAAUCUUCCAUCGUCACUCACUGUUAUGUUGUAUUUAACAUGAAGGAAAGCACUACUUUUUUAACCUAAUCUGAGAGAUUCAAGGGACUUGAAAUUGUUGCUAGAUGUUUACGUUUUUACUUUGUCCUCUGGGUUUCGGAACACGAGUCCAUCUUUAAAACAUUGGGCAUUUUAGGAUCGGCAGUUUUUCCUUAAACUAGACCCCAGUGUCAAUUUUCAAUCAUUGUUGCAUUAUCCCAUUCCUGUUCUUGUUCAAAAGUCAAUUUUUAAUCACUGGAAAACUGGACUGUUGAUUUUUUUUUUCUGCCAUUUAAUGUUGCUGCUCAGCUCGGUCUUCCUUUUGUGUUAUAGUUGUACUGUCCCUUUUUAAAUAGUUUUGCUUUGUCUUAGAUCACAUUAAUCAGUAAUACAAUGAAUGAAUACACUGAAAGGUAAAGAAAUUGUAUUGACGACUUUUCAAUUUCAUCCUGUAUUUGGAAGGCACACACAUUUUACAAACCUUUCCUUCUCACUUCUUUGUGUUAAUCGUUUGCCUCCCCGACCUUGUUGUGAUAUGUUUGCUGAACACUUUUGAGGAUACAGACACACUGCAAGGUUCAGAGGGGAGGUUUGCUCUCUGCCAUCUGGUGCUACAUGAGCAAUGCUACAGUGUGUAUGUGCGGUUGAUGUUAACCUUUUCUGCAUCCAUCAUUCGACAAUUGUCCCAGGGACCGAUUUAGCCACUUUAUGAGACAAAUUUGUUUUGCACCUGUACUAUCCAAAUAAUGCACAUGUAUGUGAGCUUGCACGUUUUUUUGCGGGGGAGGUUUCUGUUUUUUGGUUAUACGUUCAAUUCAAAUAGUCCCCCGCUUGUUCUUGUUGUUAAGAUAUUGAUAGCCACACUGUGUCUAUGAAGGCUCUUGAAACAAGUGAUCGUUGAGACCUGAUGAAACAUUGCAACAUGGAUUAUGUAUUUAGGAGAACCGUUACCACGUGCUGAUCGUGUCCACUUCUCUCUGUGUUUGUGUUGUGAACCAAGUACCACAAAUCCUGUUCUCCCUUCUCCCUUGCUUAUUGCCACUAGUUGGAGCUGGAGCCACAGCAAGUGGCCAGUAAAUUGUAGAUACACUAAGUCCAUCCAUUGCCUUGUCAAGCGUACACCUCUUCAUACCAAUGUCAAGUGAAUGACAUUAUUUUGGCAAAGUUCUUCAGAGUAGUUAGUGAGCUCUUAACGUGCAGCGCUGGUGUUGUCCACUUCGUGUGAUAUUCAAUCAUGUCUAUCUUGUAGGAAGUUUUGACGCGGCACAAAUCAAUGUUCUUUUCUGCAUCUAACCUGACCUGUGUUGACUUCAGUGGCGUAAAAUAUAAAUAAAACAUUUGUUACUGGCACCUUU